Molecule: messenger RNA, 1006 nt
Organism: Dermacentor andersoni
Lineage: Eukaryota; Metazoa; Arthropoda; Arachnida; Ixodida; Ixodidae
Product: beta-1,3-galactosyltransferase 5-like
Biological process (GO): protein O-linked glycosylation
Cellular component (GO): Golgi membrane
Molecular function (GO): hexosyltransferase activity
Source: RefSeq, a predicted model, not a curated record
CUUGGCGAUUUUAAUUCCUAACCUCAACAUGAAAGGUAUCCAUGUAGCUCGUACGCUUUCUAUACUCUCAGCGCUCUCCGUUGGUUUUGUCACCAUACACUACAAGUAUGCCCGUUAUCAGACUAAACGAUCUUCCUCGUCGACGCAUUGCGGUCCUGGAAAUACGAUGCCUAGCUUCAAGUACGUAACACAGGCGGCAAAAUUUUGUGAACGGGCUGCUAAACGAACAUCGGUGCUUAUCGGUGUUGCUUCAACCACGGACCACUUCGAGGCUCGAGCAGCGAUCCGGGAUACUUGGGGCGGCACGGCCCUCAAAAUGGACUUCGUUGUCGUCUUCCUGCUAGGAAAGACACUGGACCAGGAAGUACAGCGCAAGGUAUUCGCAGAACAAGGCCUUUACGGCGAUAUCGUUCAGGGAGACUUUCUCGACGCCUACAGGAACCUCACCUGCAAGUCUGUGAUGCUGAUCCGCUGGGCUCGGGAAAGGUGCUCGGGGGUUAAUUUUGUGCUGAAGACCGACGACGACAUGCUGGUCAGCGUAUGGGACCUCGCCGUCGUCGUGAACGGUUUGGAGGGAGUCAAACGCACGAUGUGGGGUUAUCUGUAUCGCGAUCCUCAGCCCAAUCGCAACGUAUCUUCCAAGUGGUAUGUGUCUAGGAAAGAAUACGCGCCAGAUACCUACCCCGCAUUCCUCUCGGGGACCGGAUACCUAAUAUCUGGUGACAGCAUUGCCUCACUAGAGGAGCUUACCCACGACGAGUGCUUCUUCCCUCUCGAAGACAUCUACCUAACCGCCAUUGUUGCGGAGAGAGCUCAAGUGAGUCGUUUAGGUUUCGAUGGCUUCUCCAAUGAACACAAGCGGUUCCAUCAGCCGUGCUCGACCCCCAGGGUGAUAACGUCUCAUGAUUGGAGCGCAACGGCGUUGCGAGCCGGAUGGAGUCGCGCUGUCUCCCGGUUGGACUUCGCGCUGUGCGCGGGAAUAAAGAAAAGCCAGAUGGUGUCGUAG